AUGCCAGAAAUAUUCCUAAGGAGAGACCUUCUAAUUGUACUUUUAACUAUCUUAUUACUGCCUGCUUAUAUGUGCUCUUAUAAUAUAUAUGCAGAUAUAAACUCACCAGGCAGGUUAAACAAUAGUAAUUCUGAAGGAAAUAGCACUAGAGACCAACUUAAUCCAGAAGAAAAUAAUUCUUCAGAUGUGAAGUGUAACUCACAUGAAAAUGAAUCUACAACGGAUAAGAGACCUUUUUUUAAUGAACUACUGCAAAAACACAUAUAUACCCCUGAUUUUGAUGAAAUUCAAAACCCAUUCAUGGGAUAUUUUAGACAUAGUUAUAAUUUAUCCCAAAUUGCCUCUGCCUUUAUGGGGUUUAAUUGCAUAAGCAAAGAAACAGCUGACUUUAUAGUGAAUUCUCUAUCACAUAAUUACCCAGAUCUAUGGCUGCCCCCAUCAGACGUACUUUCCAUGAGUGAGUUAAAAACAAAGAUAUUAUUAACACUUGAUAGUGUUAAGGGACUUAGACUAGAGUUUGAAGCAACAAAAUCUGUCUUUGAGAGUGUAUAUACGUCUUUCUCAGAAGAUCUCAUAACAAAAAACCUAAAGAGAUACAGUCAGGCCAUGGAGACACUCAGGAUGUACAGAAUCCUGGAGGCAAAGACUAUGUAUAAGCUAAAACAUAUUUGGAAGCCAGAAAGUAAGGCAAAAGAAAAGAUGGAUUUAUUUGAGCACUUUAAUCCGUCUGCUAAUAUGACAGCAAGAAAGAAGUAUAUUCUUAAGAAUAGAAAUAUAUUCCAGCAUAGUAUUAGAUCAUUGUAUGUGGCUAAGUUAUUAGGCGUAGUUGCCUGCAGUGCCAUGAAAUUCAAUUUUAAAUCGAUCUUACGCCUUAAUCUAACCAUGAAAACCUUGAAGCAAGAGUCUAGUUUAGACGAUUUAACUGAUAUGUCUGAGUCCUUCAAUAGUCUCAAUCCAUUCGAGUUUAACUACGAGACUGUAAAGUCACAUGAAGAUAAGUUUAAGCAGCUCUUAAAGAACUAUGUUGAAAUAAUAAACAUGGAAGACCGUAAUUUCAGAGAUGAAUACUUCACCUUAGAAGAAGGAAUCCAAGGAGAUUUAAGAAUGCAUGGUACCAUCCUGAGUACCACAGUGACUAAUAAGCACAUAAAAUACAUAAAUACUAUUUUAAGCUUACUAACAGAAGUCAUAGACUCUAAUGAAUACAUAUUACAAAGAAUUAAUGAAAUUCUCAACCAGAAUAUAAAACCACUUCCAGCAACAAAUCACCCAAGUGAAAAUAGAAUUGCAGUAUGGGCCUUUGGUGGCUCUGCAGCAGGUUACUUAAUUUCCGCGAUAUUCCAAGAUAUCAUUAGAUCUAUCAUUCCCAUACAGCUUAAUAUAAAAGGUGUUAUCAAUUAUAUACCACCACCAGGAAUAGCAGAUCAAAUAGCUGCUGCAACUACACCCAGUAUUAACUAA
Messenger RNA from Nematocida ausubeli, 1461 nucleotides. RefSeq lists its product as uncharacterized. The record is from RefSeq and is a predicted model, not a curated record. NCBI's taxonomy places the organism in Eukaryota, Fungi, Microsporidia. The coding region runs from base 1 to 1461 and encodes 486 amino acids. The transcript has a single exon.